Malus domestica (apple) is the source of this 1848-nucleotide messenger RNA. Its product is annotated as probable mediator of RNA polymerase II transcription subunit 26c. NCBI's taxonomy places the organism in Eukaryota, Viridiplantae, Streptophyta, Magnoliopsida, Rosales, Rosaceae. The record is from RefSeq and is a predicted model, not a curated record. Gene Ontology annotation, cellular component: nucleus.
UUCGACCCAUUGGAAAAUUCCAUGAUUUUAUUUCUCUCUGUAAAAUAAACCGGACAAAAGAGGGAAUUAAGACAGCCCAUAGCAACAUCCUCGCCUCCAUCCUCCUCCUCCCCCCUCCUCCGCUGGACAGCAUCUUCUCCGCUCCUUCUCCUCCCAGUUUGUGAACGAGAUAAAGUGUAAGAAAUUUGGUUUGGGCAUUGCUUGGCGGGAUUUGAAAGAGGGAAGAAAGAAUAUAGAGUUUUUCUGCCAGUUUUUGGGGUUCUUAUAGGAUUUGGUAUAGCCAUUUCCUGUUCAAUUGUCCGAAAAGUUCAACGCAGGUCAAAUUUAAUUGGACAGUGAGCAAAGAAUCAAGGAAUUCUGACACAAACCCAGAAAUCAAUUGAGUUUCUCUCAUCGUUACUCAGAAAAUUUGAUCUUUUUCCUGGGGAUUCUCUUUGGAGCUUGGAUUAUUGACAGCUCUGCAACACCGAGUCAGAUCUGUGCCUUCGGAGAUUUGGUUGUUGUUUCUUGUGAAGCGACUUUUAUAACUCCAUUCAUGAUCUGGCAAUGCAAUCUCAAAAUCUGAGAAUAAUCCAUCAUCGAACGGACUGCAUUUGUAUUUGACUGCAAGGCCGACACAAUGGACCAUGACGACUUUCGGACCAUCUUAGAAAGUUCGGAAGUGGAUAUAUGGACGUUCAUGGACACUGCCAUAGCUGUCGCUUCGGCUGAUUAUGGCACUGAGCUCAAGCACCGGAGGGAUGGCAUUGUCGAGCGCCUCUAUGCCACAACUUCCGUUCCGCCUCAAUGCCCAAACUGCGAUGCUGAUGGGCUUAAUGGGCACAAUGGUAACCAGCCCAAAGCAGUUUCACCGUACACUCCGCAGUCUGUUGGUGGAGAUGGUGGUGAGGAGGAUGAGGAGGAGUUGGAUCCCUACGCAGGGUUGUUCGAUGAUGAGCAGAAGAAGAUUCUAGACAUUAAGAAGCAGCUUGAGGAUCCCUAUCAGUCUGAGGAUACAUUGGUUGAGUUGCUUCAAACUCUAGCAGAUAUGGAAAUAUCAGUCCAAGAACUUAAGGAGGCUGAUAUUGGAAAGCAUGUGAGUCAAUUGCGGAAGCAGCAUCCAAGCGAUGUUGUUAGGCGAUUGGCAAAGCAAAUUGUCAAUAAAUGGAAAGGUAUUGUGAAUGAAUGGGUCAAGUUACAUGGAGAACAACAAUCAUCUUCAACCAUGGUUGAUGAAGACUCACCACAGCAGAAAAUUCCCCACAAUGGACUUCACCAGGUUCCUGAUUUUGCAUACUCUCCAAAUCCUCACAAUGGGAGUUCUGGGUCAGACAAGAACAAUUCAGAACCAGAACGCAAGUCAAAGGCAGUUCCUAGAAGGGAUGCUCCACCAAAACCUACACAAUUGACCCCUGUGUCUGCUUCUGCUCCUCAAAAUAGACAGAUGGGGCAGAAGGAAAGCAAUUUUGACUCUGAUAGAUUGGCUUCUGCCAGAAGACGACUUCAGGCAAAUUACAAAGAAGCUGAAAAUGCCAAAAAGCAGAGAACAAUUCAAGUGAUGGACAUCCAUGAGAUACCAAAGCCGAAGAAUUCUUUCAUUGCGAGGAACAAAGGCGGCGGAGGAGGCGGAAGUGGCUCUCAUCAAGGCAGGCAUUGGUGAAAAUGGGCAGAGCCUCUUCACACUCGCAGAUGUAUAAUAUUAUAAUACAAAAAGGCUUGUGGGGAUGGAUUGGGUAACACGCACAAAGGGUGUUAAUCUGCUUAUCCUUAUUCCAUUUUUUUUCUUGUAUUAAGCGAAACAGGAAAAGCACAAUUUUCCUCCUGUUAUUAUUAUUAUUUUUGCUUAAUAAGAAACACAACAUUUCUAAU